GUAGUUCUCAGAGGGUCAAAAGCAUCUCAGUGUUCUGGAUAAACGAAUGAAAGUGUAAACAGAACAGAAAGCAGCCUCCUCUAGAUGUUGUGCUGAUUGUUUGUUAAUGUUCUAGAUUACUUGGAAACCUCCAUGGACUCUCUAGGCACAGCAACACCACAGUUUGUGUUUGAUCUUUUCAAAAAGCUGAAUAACACACAUGACGACAACAUCUUAUUUUCCCCCAUGGGCAUCUCAACAGCCAUUGGCAUGCUCCUUCUGGGGUCUGGAGGAGCCGCUGCCUCAGAAUUGAAGAAGGUACUUUAUUUGGAAAAAGGCACAGAAAGCUCCAGAAUAAAGUCUGAAGAAAAAGAGACAGAGAAGACAGAAGAAAUACAUCAUCAAUUUCAAAAGUUCUUGACGGAAAUAAACAAAUUCCCUAAUGAUUAUGAACUGAACAUAAGCAACAGGCUGUUUGGAGAAAAAACAUACCUCUUCCUAAAAAAAUACAUAGAUUAUGUGGAAAAAUAUUACCAUGCAUCUCUGGAGCCUGUUGACUUUAUAAAUGCUACAGAUGAAAGUCGAAAGAAGAUUAAUGCCUGGGUUGAAAGACAAACAAAUGAAAAUGUCAAGGAUCUGUUUCCCAAAGGCUCUAUUAGUAACUCCACUAAGCUGGUAGUCCUCAAUACUGUUUAUUUUAAAGGCCUUUGGGACAAGGAAUUUAAGAAAGAUAAUACCAAGGAGGAGAACUUCUGGCUGAAUAAGAACACAAGUAAACCUGUGCAGAUGAUGGCACAGUGCGAUUCCUUCAGCUUCACCCUCUUAGAGGACCUGCAGGCCAAAAUUGUGGGGAUUCCAUACAAGAACAACACUCUUAGCUUGUUCGUACUUCUGCCCAAUGACGUAGAUGGUCUGGAGAAGAUAAUCGAUAAACUAUCUCCUGAGAAGUUGGUAGAGUGGACAAGCCCUGGACACCUGGAGCAAAGGAGGGUGGACCUGCGUCUUCCCCGCUUGCGUGUGGAGUGGAGCUAUGAGCUGGAACAUGUGCUGGAAGCUAUGGGCAUGCACAGUGCCUUCAGUGAGCAAGCAGACUACUCGGCAAUGUCUACACACUCCGGGCUGUAUGCCCAGAAGUUCCUGCACAGAUCAUUCAUGGUGGUGACUGAGGAAGGAGUCGAGGCCACUGCUGGCACUGGUGUGGGCUUUGGGGUCUUGUCAGCUGUAGGCUGUGAAACUGUGCACUGUAACCACCCAUUCUUGUUCUUUGUCAGGUUCAGUGAGUCCGACAACAUCCUCUUUUUUGGUAGAUUUUCUUCUCCCUGAGAUGGUCACGCUGGAACAUGACUCUCCUUAGAGCAUAGAGCAGCUUGCUAUUGACA
Messenger RNA from Acomys russatus (golden spiny mouse), 1358 nucleotides. RefSeq names its product serpin B13-like. Bases 133 to 1302 code for a protein of 389 amino acids. NCBI's taxonomy places the organism in Eukaryota, Metazoa, Chordata, Mammalia, Rodentia, Muridae. Gene Ontology annotation, molecular function: serine-type endopeptidase inhibitor activity. The transcript is spliced from 7 exons. The record is from RefSeq and is a predicted model, not a curated record.